Messenger RNA from Coffea arabica (coffee), 1840 nucleotides. Its product is annotated as increased DNA methylation 1. The record is from RefSeq and is a predicted model, not a curated record. Lineage: Eukaryota; Viridiplantae; Streptophyta; Magnoliopsida; Gentianales; Rubiaceae.
ACUACUUUCUGUAUGUGAGCUGGCUUUCUGCAUUCCAUCUCUGAAAUUCCAAAUCAUAGUUUACAAGAUUAGAGAAGCUAUAUCCUUGGUGUUGAGAACCAUUGCUCAUAUAUUCCCAUUUUCAAUGGCAACCACAUUCAUUGACCUUUGCUGUGAAGGAGUCUUAUACGUGCUUUAUUUCAUGAAAUUAGCAUGGCAAUUUAGCAAUGUUGACAGCUGGAGUAUUUCAGGUUGAUGAGUCCUCACUUCUGGUUUGAAACGGUUUGAUGGGAAUUUAAUGUUGAUUGAGAUAAAUAGUUGCUUCUUUGACAUGGAUACAGCCUAUCCACAGGGGACAAGUUCGACCCAACAUAUGUAGCAAACAAAUUUCCUUAAAAUUAAUAUAGUGGAAUGGUUCUAGAAGACGUCAAUUGCAGAAUUUUGAGGAAAAUUGGUAAGGAAAUUAUGUUGAGUUUUAUGUCCAAAUUUUUUCGUGGUCGGCGAGUGUGAACGCAUUUGGUGCUUGUCUAAAUUUUGGAGCUGUCGGUGAGUGUGAAUGCAUUUACUACUCAUAACUUAUGAGUCAAACCUUAAAAUACGGAUCACAUUCCCCAUGGCAUCAACUUUCAAUAAACGUGUCAAAUUCUGUAAAUAAGCUGAUGUAUGAUGGUAAUAUCUAUGUAAGCCAUUCUUUCCUCUUUCCUCUAAGCAAGGGUGAUUGAUUUUUUUGGUAGAGGCAAAAAUGCUUCUCACGGAGCAUAGAAAAGAGAUAAGAAGAAAUAGGAAGAAGAAAUGGAAGAAAUUCUUCAUCUGUUGCUUAUUAAAAAUAGAGAAGACAAUGUUGAUGGAUCAUCGGGUUAAUGAUCUACCAGAAAUAUUGCCCUUUUUGUUCAUCCAGGAAAUACCAGAUGGAAAUUGGUAUUGUGUGCAGUGCACUUGCCAAAUCUGUGGCAAGGGGGUGGAUGAAAAGGAGGCUUUACUACCUCUUGGAGUGCUGAAAUGCUCCCAGUGCCAAAAUAUGUAUCAUGAAGCUUUGUGUGGAAGAACGUGGUAGCAAAUUAGACAAAGCCUUUGAUACCUGGUGCUGUUCCGCGACAUGCCAAGGGGUCUAUCUUGGUCUUCAAGCAAACAUUGGUCGUCCAAUCCUGCUUUCUGAUGGAUUUCGCUGGACACUUUUGAAGUGCAUCAAUGGUGAUCAACAAGCUCAUUCUGCACAGAGCUUUCUAGCAUUAAAGGCAGAAUGCAACUCAAAGCUAGCUGUUGCACUUCAAAUGAUGGAGGAAUAUUUUAACCCAAUGGUGGAUCCAAGAUCCGUUGUUAAUAUGAUACCGCAACUAAUAUACAAUUGGGGCUCUAAGUUUCCUUGUGUAGAUUGUAGUCGGUUCUACACAGUGGUCUUGGAGAAAGGCGACACCUUGAUCGCUUUAGCAUCAAUCAGAUGCAUUAAUGAGAAGAAACCACCGUGUGUCAUGCUGUUUGUUUAGUACCAAAAGUCAAUAUCUGUUUUUGGCCACCAAUGAACAUGUCUUAACCAGAAAAAGUUUUUGACUCGAUACAAGAUAUGCUUUGGAGACACUAUUGAGUCAGAUUAGUAUUCUGCUGCAACUAGAGGUUCUAGUUCAGAAUUAGAUGUGUAGCUAAGGUAUAGACCUGUAUCUUUUAAAUUUGGCUUUGUGGUGAGGCAUGUAAAUUGAUCCUAGUCCGAGAGCAUGGUAGCAAAGUCAUGCUGUGUCUGCUCCUGUUUUAAGAUCAGAGAUGAUUUUUCCUGUAUUGCAGUCUUCUCUGAGAUAUUACGCAUGAAAAGUUCUGAAUAUUGUCCUUUUGACUCCCUCUAUGGAAUGCUAGAUCUUUUUCAAACGCA